Molecule: messenger RNA, 2847 nt
Organism: Rhodotorula toruloides NP11
Lineage: Eukaryota; Fungi; Basidiomycota; Microbotryomycetes; Sporidiobolales; Sporidiobolaceae
Product: C6 transcription factor
Exons: 10
Coding region: 1-2847 (948 amino acids)
Biological process (GO): regulation of DNA-templated transcription
Cellular component (GO): nucleus
Molecular function (GO): zinc ion binding; DNA-binding transcription factor activity, RNA polymerase II-specific; transcription cis-regulatory region binding
Source: RefSeq, a predicted model, not a curated record
AUGCAGGGCAGCCCGGACACGGCUUUUCCGACGCUCCACAGUCUCCAACCAGGCGUCCAGCAGCACCAGCAGCGCGACCAGCCCAUCCCCGUCUCUGGCGAUCCUCAUCAGCGUCUGACGCUCACCGACCCGUACGCGGCGAUUAGAGCGGCUCAGAUGGACCAGCGAGUACAUCAGGACGCGUCGGUGAACGCAGGCGGCGGCCUUCUGGUCGGCGCUGGAGGAGCGGGAGCAGUCCGUCCCUCAGCAACCGUCGGGGCAGGUUCUGGGUCUGGAAACGCCGCCAAGGGCGCUUCGACGAACAGUGGAGGAGCAUCGACCGCGAGGAAGCGGACGGCGGACGACUUGGCGAGCGGCGGAGGAUCGACCAGGGCCGGCGGACGAGGGAACGGAGGGACAGCCGAGAAGAAGAAGCGGAGCAAGGCGGCUUGCGCGAGCUGCAAGAGCGUCAAGCAGAAAUGCGAAGGGCCGCCUUACGUCCCUUGCCGACGAUGCGAGCUCUACAAACUCGAGUGCAAGUUCCCGCCCGGCACGAAGACGAUCCCCCGACCUCCCGAUAGCCCGGCGGCGGACACUAGCUCGAGCGAACCUGCGGUUCUCAGCAGGAUGGAGAAGCUUCUCUUCGAGAUGACGACGCGUAUGCGGACUGUCGAGUCUGCGCUCCACAUCAACCCUUCCGCCAACGCGGCCGACGACGACUCCGUCGAUGCCUUCCCCAACCGCGACCGUUCUCCCUCUCCUAACUCGUCCGAAGACGGCAACGACACGGACGACAACGCGAGCGUCACGAGGCAUCUCGCUGCCUCGGCAAACCCGCUUCACGAGAUCAACGCCACGAUCGACUCAAUCCAGGGUGCGCCGGCGCCGCGCAUGUCGGUGAUGGAGAUGAGCGACUACGGUUCGCCGGACGUCCUGCGGCGCGGGGUGUUGAGCCCGGACGAGUGCCAGCAGCUCUUCGACUUUUUCUUCGCUUCGCUUCAUCCGUGGGUGAUGAUGCUCUCCCUUGACGAGGACCGCAACGCCAUGGCGGUACGAACCAAGUCGCCCCUCCUCUUCCACACGAUCCUCCUCCUCGCGACCGCCUACUCCUCGCCCUUCCCUCAGCAACUCCACCUCACCCUCGUCACCUUCCUCAACGCCAUUCUUGCUCCGCAACUCCUCAAUCCGCAGCCACACGAGCUCACGACCGACUUCCUGCGCGCGAUCGACCUCCUCAACCUGUACAAGCCGACCCAGUUCGGCGCGCGACGACUCGAAGGUCUCGACGACAAAGACGCGAUGCGACACUCGAAGCUCAACGGUCUCGCGAGCUGGAUGCUGCAAGGUAUCCUUGCGCGUACGGCAGAACGACUGGACCUGAAGGACGUUGUGAGCAAGUUCUCGCGCGCCUACUCGGCCAGCGCGAGCGGUCAGCCGAUUCCGAAGGACCUCUUGCGCGACCUCCGGCUCUACUACUGGCUACUUUCGAACGACGUACACGGAAACGUCCAGAGCGGAAGGAGGUGCAAUAUGGAGGGCGCGCAGGCGCUCACCACGACCCGGCUGUUCUCCUCGCUCGCCCUUCAGCCGUUCGACGUUCGCCUCGCCGCCUCAGUCGAGAUGUUUGAAGUUGCGCGCCCGAUCCUCCGAAGCUACAGCUACGAGCGCACGCGGAGAAUCCCCAAGCCCGACCUCGAGCGGUACAACCAGGGUAUGCGCUCGUUCGACGACACCUGGAUCCCGGUGCUCAUUCGCCAGCUCGGAGUUGACCCGCUCGCAAUGACGGUCAUCUCGCCUUUCAGGGAGUUCAUCACCCUCCAGUUCCACGUCACCUGCUACACCUCGUGGAAGAACACGCGCAUGUACGCCUCGUCGGACGGCUCGAGCAGCGAAGGCCGACCGUCGAGCAGCAGCGACAACCGACCGAAGCGGAUGCGUACCGACGGACCGCGCAGCCUGAAUGACUGGGAGUACGAAGGCAUCCAGCGCCUCGUCAAGUCGGCCGAGUUCCUCCUCUUCUCGCUCAGCGAGGAGAGCCGGGUCGUCGGCCAGUGGAGGAAGGUGCAGUGGGAGGAGGCGGAGCGGUCGGAUGGCUGGAGGAAGCUCAUCCUCGACGACCAGAUGGUGGAACAGAGCAAGUGGGGCAUGGACGCGAUUACUUGCGUCGCCUACGCCUUCCCCAUGACUUUCCUCACCAAGCUCAUCGGAGAGGGCCUCGUGACGGCGAACCUCGUCGUCAACCGCACCCCGACUCCCCAACCGCCCUGGCUCUAUACCCAGAAGCUCCCUCGCCUCCUCGAACUCGGGGCCGCCUUUCUCGAUGCUGUUGCGACGAACGACUUGCACCCUUCGCGCGCGCAGGCGAACGUCGUGCGAAUGCUGCUCGAGACGGGCGUCAAGGGUCGCUUGCCUUCGCCGACUGCCAACAACGCCCCUAUCUCGUUCGCCGGCGCGGCCAACUCCUUCGCGCCCGGCCAGGCACAGCAGCAGCGCGUCCAGCAGGCGCCUGCGGCCUACCCUCCUGCGGCACACCCGUCCUGGGCGACGUCGCAACCGCCUCCGCCUGGCCAAGUCUACGGCGCUGGCGCCGGCAUCUACGCGACUGUCCCGCCCAACUCGAACCCGACUCCUCCGACCGCUGCGGCCGUGCCGAUGGACGACGCGCUCGGACUCGUCUUGAACGACUUUGAGCCGCUGUUUGGCGAGUCGUGGCAGUGGGGUUUCGGGCCGAGCAGCGCGGAUCCGCAGACGAUGCCGACGCCGCAGACGAGCAGGUUGACACCCGCUGCGUUGGGCCAGCCUGGGUCGGACGUCGACUGGUCGGCAGUGUCGGCUCUCACGAACCCGCUCGCGCCGCCGCCCAACUAA